Molecule: messenger RNA, 747 nt
Organism: Chrysochloris asiatica (Cape golden mole)
Lineage: Eukaryota; Metazoa; Chordata; Mammalia; Afrosoricida; Chrysochloridae
Gene: NANP
Product: N-acetylneuraminic acid phosphatase
Exons: 2
Coding region: 1-747 (248 amino acids)
Molecular function (GO): hydrolase activity
Source: RefSeq, a predicted model, not a curated record
AUGGGAUUGAGUAGGGUGCAGGCAGUUUUCUUUGAUCUAGACAACACUCUCAUCGAUACUGCCGAGGCCAGUAGAAGCGGCAUGUUGGAGGUGGUAAAGCUCUUACAAUCAAAAUACCAUUACAAAGAAGAAGCUAAAAUCAUCUGUGAUAAAGUUCAAGUUAAACUCAGCAAGGAAUAUUUUUAUCCUUCCAAUACAUGUGUUACUGAUCUAAGGACUUCACAUUGGGAAGAAGCUAUCCAGGAAACAAAGGGUGGUGUGGCCAAUAGAAAAUUAGCCGAAGAAUGUUAUUUUCUAUGGAAAUCUACACGUUUACAGCACAUGACGCUGGCAGAAGAUGUAAAAGCCAUGCUCACUGAACUUCGAAAGGAGGUCCGCCUAUUGCUAUUAACGAAUGGAGACAGACAGACUCAGAGGGAGAAGAUUGAGGCUUGUGCCUGUCAGUCCUAUUUUGAUGCUAUUGUUGUAGGUGGAGAGCAGAAAGAGGAGAAGCCAUCACCGUCCAUAUUUUACUACUGCUGUGAGCUCCUUGAAUUGCAACCAGGAGACUGUGUGAUGGUUGGUGACACACUGGAAACCGAUAUACAAGGAGGCCUCAAUGCAGGAUUAAAAGCAACAGUCUGGAUAAAUAAAAACAGAAUAGUUCCUCAGAAGUCAUCUCCUAUUCCCCAUUAUAUAAUUUCUUCUGUGUUAGACUUACCUGCUAUCUUACAAAAUAUAGACUGCCCAGUCAAUGUGUCAAUUUAA